Molecule: messenger RNA, 1864 nt
Organism: Bactrocera dorsalis (oriental fruit fly)
Lineage: Eukaryota; Metazoa; Arthropoda; Insecta; Diptera; Tephritidae
Exons: 3
Coding region: 590-1642 (350 amino acids)
Source: RefSeq, a predicted model, not a curated record
ACUACCGCAGCAACCCCGAGCACAAAAUUCAAGGAGAAAAAACAUCGAUAUUACAGACUGGAAAGAAAUAAAGUUGAAAAAGUUAAAUUCAAGUAUCAAACAUAUGUAUAUAGUCCGCUACAUAAAAUACUUUCACUCGGUAAUAUAUUCUGUUCAUACCAAAUGAACACAUCCCUGCAUUGUCCUCCUAACUCGUCUAAAUACGAAUUAGAGGACAAUGCAAAAAACCCCCAACAGCGCCAACAUAACAGCGAAGUACCCAACAAAACGAAAAAACACAAUAAAAUCAAUCAGCAAAGCGGACGGACAUAUUCAGGCGCCAAAAUAUCAGCAGCCAAAAUAUCAGCAGCAGCAAUACCAGCAGCCACAUCAACAACCAGCAGCAGCAGUAUCAGCAGCAACAACAGCAGUAGAACCUUUGAAGAUCAACGCGGGAAUAAAAAAACCAUAUCAGGAUUUUGGAUCAUCAGGAUUUGCACUUUUUCACCCACCCAAUCAACUAUAUUUUGAAUCAACAGGAUUAAUAUUUACCCACCCAAUCAACUAAUCAACUACUUUAUCAUCAAACCCAUACGUGGAAAAAUUUGACAUGGCCCCUCAAAGCAGUACGAAGUCAAUUUGCAGCCGCCAAAGCAGCCCCACAUUCACUGUGCGAUCACUUAGCGUAACCCGUAGUAUCAGCCCACUCUCCGACGAAGGAACCCUGGCAAGACGCCUGCAUCGCUUUAAAGCGACCCUUUCCCCCAUUCGAGAGGAGCGUGGAAAUACGCAUCGCACGGCCCGACGUACCAUCAGCCUUUCCCCUAUUCAUGAAGAACGGGGAAGUACUCAUCGCACGGCUCGGCGUGCUAUCAGCCGUUCAUCAAAGCGAACACACAAACACGUCGCCUGUGGAUUGUGUAAAAAAGACCAUAGACUGGUAACUUGUUCAAAAUUCACCAAAAUGAACAUCAAUGAAAAGUUUGACGCAGUUAAUAAACACAAGUACUGCGUCAAUUGCUUGGCCAGAUCGCAUUCCACCCAAAAGUGCACAAGUAAAAAACGAUGUGCCACGUGUAAUGGGGAACACCAUUCAACCCUACAUGGACACCCCAGGCUGUUCUGCAAAGAGCAAAAAAAAACAGCAAAAGGCGAAGAACGAUUACAUAGACAAGAGGAUCUACCCACGUUACUGGCCAAGCCGACCCUCACACCAACAGUCAUGGUCAAAAUUAAACACGAUGGCAAAUGGAACAAAAUACGAGCCAUAGUCAACCCGACCCGAAAAGUGACUGUAAUUGCAUCAGAACUGGUGCAGAGAUUGCGGUUUCCAAAAACGUACCUCGACUCACAUCGUAUAUGUAAAGUCGUCAUAGGAUCGUUAACUGAUUCCGACUGGCAUGUCGAAGUUAACUGCCUAUUGACGUACGAUUUACCGACCCGACCCUAUAAUCGUGACUUAAGUGGCGAAAUCAUUAAGAAGUUCGACCACUUAGUUCUAGCCGACCCUACAUUCUGGAAAGACGAUAAAAUCAUGUUGGAACUGGGAGCUGACAUCUACCCAAGAUUGAUGAAACCCGGACUAUUCAACCCCGACAACAGCACCGUGAUCGCACAAAACACCGCACUCGGUUGGACUUUAACCGGUGCUUGUGCGAUUUAAACCCAAAAGUAUACCUCCAACCCGUUGAUAACAAUACUCAUUUACCCAAUUUAAAACAGAUCUAAAAAUCUUUUUAUUCGCAGACACUGCAAGGCGGCCGGGAUGUUCAUACCAAAUGAACACAUCCCUGCAUUGUCCUCCUAACUCGUCUAAAUACGAAUUAGAGGACAAUGCAAAAAACCCCCAACAGCGCCAACAUAACAGCGAAGUACCCAACAAAAC